AUUUAUUCUGGUUCGGGAGAGGUGUGUUGAGUGUUGUAGCUACAGAUAAGGUGGCAGCAUUUCAAUUUACAUUCGUCUUGCAAAAUGCACACCUCUCCACAAGUUUUUCGAAUUUAUUUAGAUUUUAUAACUCACAGUGGACCGUGAAAAUUUGGGAAAGCAAAUGAUAACGGACGCAGAGCUCUUAUAGCUAGCCAUCUUCUGAAGAUUAGCAGGGGCUUGUUCUCUCCUGUAAAUUCUUUCCUCUCGGAAUGUUCUCCAAAAAGCCCCAUGGGGAUGUCAAAAAAUCAACACAGAAAGUCUUGGAUCCAAAAAAGGAUGUCCUGACACGUCUGAAACACCUGCGAAUCGUAAUAGAGAACGCAGAGUCUGUUGACCUGAAGCACUUCUUUGACCAGAACUACUCCCACAUCUACUAUGUCUUUUUUGAGAACUUUGUCACCAUCGAGGUCAACCUGAAACAGAAAGGUCACAAAUCGCAAAGGGAAGAGCUGGACUCCAUUCUUUUCAUAUUUGAGAAAAUCCUACAACUUCUACCAGAGCGUAUCCACCAACGAUGGCAGUUUCACAGCAUCGGUCUUAUCCUCAAGAAGCUGUUACACACAGGAAAUUCCUUAAAGAUCCGUCGGGAGGGCGUGCGUCUCUUCCUGCUGUGGAUGCAGGCGCUGCAGACCAACGCCCUGCCGGAGCAGCUGUGGAUCUUUGCCUGUCUCAUCCCCGGCUUCCCCUCACCCAUGUCGGAACACGGGCCCCGCACACUCGACAACCUCAUCAGCCCGCCGCUCUGCCUGCUGGAGACUCAAGUGGGUCCCGAGGAGAUCACCCCGCUGGUCCCCCCGCAGUCGGGCGAUAAGGCCCAGGAUGACCUGACGGGCUACUUCCUGGAGGCUCUGCUGAAAUACAUGGUAAACCAGGCUAAGAGCCUGGAGUGGCGCUACAAGGAGAACCAUGAGAAGGGCUUCGCGUUCCUCUUCGCCAACUUCAAGAAGUACUACCUGCCCCACAUCUUCCCCAACUUCUCCAAGGAGACCAGCCUGUACAACCCCAUCCUGGAGGUCCCCUCCCUGAGACCAAAGCCUUACUACACGGUGCUGAAGCGGGACCCGGACACCAACGAGGCGCUGUACUGCACCAAGGAGAGCUUCCUGAACGCCCGCGUCAUCUUCAUCCGCUGGCUGGUGUCCUUCUGGCUGGAGCCGCGCGCCAACGCUGCCACCCUCAUCCCCGGCGUGGAGGGCGAGAACGUGCCAAAGAACAUCCAGAGAGCAGCAGCGGGUCUGGCUGCACGGAGCGAAGACAGUGGAGGCCCCCGGGGGCCCGACUCGCUGGACGGCGGUAUGGGCGUCGGAGGGCUGGGCGGCGGAGCGGAACCCGAGCAGUCGCACUCCAACACGAGCACGCUGACCGAGCGCGAGCCCAGCUCGUCCAGCCUGUGCAGCGUGGACGAGGAGCACCUGACCGACAUCGAGGUGGUGCGCCGCGUCCUCUGCUCCUCGCGCACCAACGUCAACUUCAUCACCGAGAUCUUCCGACAGGCGUUCCUGCUGCCCAUGUGCGAGGCGGCGGCCAUGCGCAAGGUGGUGCGCGUCUACCAGGAGUGGAUCUCGCUGGAGGACAAGCCCGUGUUCAUGAGGGAGCCCGAGGAGGACCACCGGGCACACGCCGACUCGGCCAGCGACGCCACAGACAAGGACGAGGAGGAGAGGUCAAUGAAGGUGUCCAGUCACAGCAGGACCUCAAGCUGGUGCAGGAGUUCUCAGAGCAAUAUGCUGGAGUACAGCGUCCAUGCUGGUGUGCAGUCUACACUGCAGGUCUUCAUCACUAACUCGUCGAACGUGUUCCUGCUGGAGCCGGCUAACGAGCUGAAGGCGUUGCUGGAGGAGCACGUGGACAUGUGCAAGCGCGUGCUCAACAUCUACCGCAGCCUCGUCAUGCACGAGACCAUGGACCAGAAGACCUGGGAGCAGGUCUUAUUGGUGUUGCUACGGGUAACAGAGAGUGUGAUGAAGAGAGCCCCCUCUGUCACGCCGUCCGGCAAGAAGAACCCCACCCUCUCUGGCCGGCUAGCAGGGGCCAUCUUCCAGACUCUGAUUGUGGCGUGGAUCAAAGGGAACCUGAACGUGUACAUCUCGCGCGAGCUGUGGGAUGACCUGCUGGCCGUCCUCUCCUCGCUCACCUGCUGGGAGGAGCUGGUCACCGAGUGGUCACUCACCAUGGAGACCCUCACCAAGGUGCUGGCACGCCACCUCUACAGCCUGGACCUCAACGAGUUGCCCCUGGACAAGCUCAGCGAGCAGAAGCAGAAGAAGCACAAGGGCAAAGGUGGCGCUAACGAGGGCCACAAGAUGGCGGUGGACCGCUCCUUCUCUAAGGGCUGGAGUCGCGACCCGCCGGGUCAGGCCGCCAUGCGCCAGCGCAGCGCCACCACAGCCGGGUCGCCUGGCAUCGAGAAGGCCCGCAGCAUCGUGCGGCAGAAGACCGUGGCCCUGCGGAGCUGCUCCACGGGUGACAGCUUGUCGUUUAUCCGCAGCGCUAAAAGUGCUCCCGUCCUGAUCCAUCCUGUCCACCCUCUCCUGCCUGACUCUGUCCUCACCCCCCUAGCAGAUGAGCUGUCAGAUAUGGAGGACCCCCCGUUGGCCCCGCGAGGGCCCCGCCUGCGGCACAGCUCCCAGAGCGAGGACGCGGCGCCGGUGUCCAUCUGCUCCGAGGUGUUCGGCGCGUCGGUGGAGGCCGACCUGACCCCUCCGGGCGGCGGCGGCGGCGGUGUCGGUAGCGGCGCCGUCGUCGUCGUCGGAGCCCUGCCGCCCCUCCCUCGCAGCUCCAGCGCCUCCGACAUCAUGGAGCCCUUCAUCGCAGAGCGCGCCAAAGCCAACAAAGAAGAUCUGGCUCCGAAGAUGCGUCCGGUGUCGAGUGACGCGGGCAACAGCAACCCCAACUUCAGUGACCUCAUGGACGAGUUCAUCCAGGAGCGCCUGCGAGCGCCUCGGGGUCACUCUGUGAGUCCUCCUGACCAGCAGGGCAUGACUCGACGUGGCAGUAGUCCAGGCAGUCUGGAGAUCCCCAAAGACCUGCCCGAGCUGCUGACGCGGCCAAACGCCACGCGGCCCGCCGACGACCCUGGCGUGCCUUCCGAGUGGACCUCGCCGGCCAGUGCCAGCGGCAGUGACCUCAUCAGCUCCGACAGCCAAUCAGACUCCUUCAACGCCUUCCAGUAUGACGGCAAGUUUGACAAUUUCAAUUUCGGGGGGGAAGCAGCUGCCGGCUCCCUGGACAGAGACAGUCUGGGCGGCGUUCCCCAGACGGCCGAGGAGCAGGAGCUGUCCAGCCUCACCACGCUGCACAUCGACUCGGACACCAGCAGCCAGCAGGGUGUCUCUGCCGACACCGUCACCAUCACAGGAUCAGAAGGCGCCUCCCCUAUGCACUCCCUGGGCUGCUCCCGUUCUCAGACGCCCUCCCCAGCCACCCUCACGGCCGAGCACGCCGAACACAAGGACCUGCAGCUGGACGAGAAGCUCCACCACUCUGUGCUGCAGACUCCUGAUGACCUUGAGACGAGUGAGUUUCCCAACGAGGACUGCAGCGUGAUGGCCGGCGGCUCUCUGACCGGUUGGCACUCGGACGUCGCCACGGUGAUGUGGCGGAGGAUGCUGGGUAUCCUCGGAGACGUGAACUCCAUCAAAGACCCCGAGAUCCACGCUCAGGUGUUUGACUACCUGUGCGAGCUGUGGCAGAACCUGGCCAAGAUCAGAGACAACCUGGGCAUCUCCAUGGACAACCAGUCCUCCCCACCUCCCCCAGACCUGAUCCCACCCCUCCGCAUUCUGACCCCGUGGCUCUUCAAGGCCACCAUGCUGACUGAGCGCUACAAGCAGGGCAAGCUGCACGCCUACAAGCUGAUCUGCAAGAUCAUGAAGAGGAGGCAGGACGUCUCGCCCAACUCUGACUUCCUCACACACUUUUACAACAUCAUGCACUGCGGCCUGCUGCAUGUCGACCAGGACAUUGUGAACACCAUCAUAAAGCACUGCUCUCCGCGUUUCUUCUCCAUCGGUCUCCCCGGGGCCACCAUGCUCACGCUGGACUUCAUCGUGGCCGCCAGCAGGGUGACCGCCUGCUCCUCGCUCAAUGCCCCUCGUGUGGAGGCUCAGAUCCUGCUGGGUUCCCUGGUGUGCUUCCCCAACCUGUACGAGGAGCUGCCUGCCCUGCACCCCACCACAGCGGACGUGGUCAUGAACAAGUUCAGGGAUGUCAAGGAGCACAUCAUUAAACACAUUCUAAACUCUGCCAAAGAUGAGCCCUCAGCCCCUGCCAGGUGUGUGGCGCUCUGCAGCCUGGGCAUCUGGUUGUGUGAGGAGUUGGUCCACGGCACGAAACACCCGCAGAUCAAAGAGGCCCUCAACGUCAUCUGCGUCACGCUCAAGUUCCCAAAUAAAACCGUGGCCCUGGUCGCCUCUGAUAUUCUGCACCUGCUCAUCAACUAUGUGGAUCACCUGCAGAAAUUCCCUCCCGACACCCCAAAGAAAAUAGUCGAGAUCCUCAUUGCUACCAUCACCUACCUGCUUCCCACCACAGAGUCCUCCCCUCAUGAGCUGGACAAAAGGCUGGUGGUGUCGCUGCUGCUGUGCCUGCUGGACUGGGUGAUGGCGCUGCCCCCCCAGACCCUCCUGCAGCCCAUCCAGACCCUCACGCCGGACAAGGACCGCGGAGAGAAGUCCGUCCUCAGCUGCAUCUACAAGGUCCUGCACGGCUGCGUGUACGGGGCGCAGAGCUUCAGCAACCCGCGCUACUUCCCCAUCAACCUGUCUGACCUCAGCAGCGCCGACUACGACCCCUUCCUGCUGCUGGAGAGCCUGAAGGAGCCCGAGCCCCUGCACUCGCCCGACUCGGAGCGCUCGUCCAAGCUGCAGCCCGUCACCGAGGUUCGCAGCCGCAUGCAGACGGGCCUGAUCUCCGUGGCGGCGCGCACGGUCAUCUCGCACCUGGUCAACCACAUGGGCCACUACCCGACGAGCGGCGGGCCGGCCACGUUGACCAGCCACGUGUGCGAGAACCACGACAACCCGUACAGCGAGAGCGCGGACCUGGCGCCGGAGCUCUUCGAGGCGCCCAACCUGCAGUUCUUCGCGCUCAACAGCUCCACGCUGCUCUCGUGCCUGCAGAUCCGCGCCGAGGACGGCCUGCCCGGCGGGGGCAUGUCCGCGGGACUGACCACCACCAGCGCCUGCGUGCGCGUCAUCGUGCGCGACAUCUCCGGCAAGCACUCGUGGGACUCGGCCGUCCUCUACGGGCCGCCGCACUGCUGCGCCGCGAGCGGUCAGCAUCCGGCCGGUCAGGCGACGGCGACGCAAGGAGACGGACACAGGGAGAGGCGAGGAGCGGAGGAGGACGAGCGAGGGGAGAGGAGGCUACAGGAGGAGGAGGAAGAGGAGGAGGAGGAGGAGGAGGGACGAGGAAGAGGAGGGGGAGGAAGACGGCGAGGACUCGUUGGCGAUCGACGACGCCGAGCUGGACGAGGCGCUCCGGCUGGCCGAGAACGUCGAACGGUCAGACGAGGCGCCCGCGGGCAACGGAACGGAACCGGCGGCGGCGGCGGCGGAGGAGGAGAGGAGGAGCAAGCGGCAGCAGGAGCAGAGCAGCAACCACCACAACAACAACAACAACGCCGGCAACGAGGAGAACAACAUCGGCCACAAAGACGACGAGGAGGAGGAGGAGGAGGACGACGACGACGACGACGAGGGUCGCCUGGGGCUGAGCGGCCCGCGGCCAAGCGGCGCUGCCGCGACGAGGCCUUCCCGCAGUGGGACGCCCUGCGCUCGGACGAGGGCGACGCGCUGGACGAGAUGCUCUGCUACCUGGGCGUGUCCAGCCCCGAGUGCCUGCAGCGGGCGGGCGCCCCGCUCAACAUCCCGGCCCCGCCGCCCGCCUGCGUCUCCGAGAAGCAGGAGAACGACGUCAUCAACGCCAUCCUCAAGCAGUGCGCCCACGAGCGCGAGUUUGGCGCCCGCCGGGGCAACGAGCUGAACAUGCGGGCAUCGCGCCAAGGCCAGCCGGGUCCCCAGCGCCCACAGAGCGCCUUCUACUACUGCCGCAUGCUGCUCAACAUCCUGGGCAUGAACUCCUGGGAGAAGAGGAGCAGCUUCCACCUGCUGAAGAAGAAUGAGAAGCUGCUGCGCGAGCUGAAGAAUCUGGACUCCAGACAGUGCCGUGAGACGCAUAAGAUAGCAGUGUUCUAUGUGGCGGAGGGACAGGAGGACAAGCACUCCAUCCUGUGCAACACCAGCGGCAGCCAGGCCUAUGAGGACUUUGUGUCCGGCCUGGGCUGGGAGGUGAACCUGACGAGUCACUGUGGCUUCAUGGGUGGCCUGCAGAGGAACCGGAGCACGGGGCUGACCAUGCCCUACUUCGCCACCUCCACCGUGGAGGUCAUGUUCCACGUGUCCACGCGCAUGCCCCCCGACUCAGACGAUUCGCUCACCAAGAAGCUGAGGCACCUGGGUAAUGACGAGGUGCACAUCGUGUGGUCGGAGCACUCGCGAGACUACCGGCGAGGCAUCAUCCCCACGGAGUUCGGUGACGUCCUCAUCAUCAUCUACCCCAUGAAGAACCACAUGUACAGCAUCCAAAUCAUCAAGAAGCCAGAGGUGCCGUUCUUCGGGCCCCUGUUUGACGGGGCCAUAGUGGACAGCAAGAUCCUGCCCACGGUGGUCAGGGCCACAGCCCUCAACGCCAGCCGAGCUCUCAAGUCGCUCAUCCCCCUCUACCAGAACUUCUACGAGGAAAGAGCCCGUUACCUAGAAACCAUUGUCCAGCAUCACCUGGAGCCGACCACCUUUGAGGACUAUGCAGCGCGUGUCUUUUGCCCGGCACCUAACCACCACCUCUCCUCCGAAGCAGGCUCAUGCCACGAGACUCCGUCGGCCGAAAGCCCAGCAGCAAUGGGGGCGGCGGCGGCGGCAGUGGCGGGCGACGGGAGCGACUCAGCCUCGCCAAUGUCCCCUCGUACUAGCAAGAGCCGCAUGUCCAUGAAGCUGCGCCGCUCCUCCGGCUCGGCCAAUAAGACUUGACCCCGACCCUGACACCGACCUCUGAACUUCGACCCCCCUCCACCUUCACCUCCACUGACCCCACCCACCCACUGCCCGCCGCCACAGCGCUCAUCUGGAUCUGGCCACUGCCCUCGUCACGUCACGUCAAGCCUCUCCUCUCUCGCACGUCGGUCUCCACGGAGACGACCUCUGACAGCAGGACAUCGUUGUCAGUUUGUUUCUCCUCUUCAUCUUUUCUUCUGGGGUUUUGACAUCCUGGCCUUCCAAGAUACCCCCCCUCCCCCACCCUCCCCCCCAUACCAAACACCUACUUGCCUGUGAUCUUUGUAGAGCUUGGACUAGUGCACCAUGCCACAGCUAUGCCACCUGGUAGGAAGCAUAUGAAAGCUUUCUGCUGCUACCUACACAUCACACACACACACACACACACACACACACACACACACACACACACACACACACAGACGUGUAUGCCCAUGCCACGGAUACUGCUGCACUGGAGGACUAUGAACGAGGGGGAAUGUGGGAGGACAGUGCCUAGACUCUGCUUGUGCCCAUGCAAAAAAAGAAAAAAGAAAAUAAAUAAACAAGUAAACAAACAUGCAUAAAUAAAUAAAUAAAAACACUUUUAAAACUCUUCAAGGAGACAGAGCACUGCAGCUCUGAGCUGCAGAACCACUGAAGAGGAGACGGAGCAAGGAGAGGAAAGAAACCCUUGGAAAGGAGGAUUGGGACCUUUAGAGCACAGAGGUGUUCACGCCGCAGAGGGGGAGGCAAAAGGGAAAGAAAACGAGGUGACGAGACGACGUCUACUUUUGUCUUCAUUCACGCCAUUCCCUCGGUCACAGUUUGCCUGUUGUGCUUUGAGAACUCUUUUUUUUGACUCUUUCACCCUCUGCUGUAAUUCCUGACGCGAGUAAGAGAAGAAGUGAAGUGCUCAGUGCAGACAUAGCCAUGAUGCCAGCAAAGGUCAAAAAGAAAUGGCAAAAAAUAUAUAUAUAUUAAAUGAAACACAAGUUUCUUCUAUGGUUACUGUUGUAUCCACCAUGGAACAUGCUAGAAAUCGUAUGUAUACUUAUACAUAUAUAUAUAUAUGUAUAUGUGUAUUUGUACUGUAGAAUUGAAGCCUGCUUUGUUUACAGUUUGCAGAGACGCUGGCCAAUAUUGGGCAGUAGAGCCUUCCUGUAAAUUUGGCUGGAGAAAAUUGUUAUGCCCAGAAGUGUGUUUGUGGAUAAGAAAAGAAAGCACUUCCUCCUGUUACAUUUUAUUUCAUGUUUUGUUCUUUACCGCACCAGCUGUGGAGCUAAUAUUUUUAUUUGAAUUGUUUUCACUACUGUUCACAAAUGGUUAUGAUCAAGAUUGUUCAAUCAGUUUUCACCUGAUUUAGAAUGUUACUGAAACAUUGUUACUACAAAAUCUAUUUCAACCACAACACCACUUUUCACCAGUAACAGAACACGUGUAUAUAUUAUAAAUAUAAAUAUAUACAUAUUUAAUGUAUGUGUAUAGUGUAUGAACAGUAUCUGGUCUGUGUAUAUAGUUACCAAUAUUUAAAUCAGCCAAAAAUGAACAGAAACGCAAACUAACACGGAGCCGUUCAGAACAUCUGUGGGGUGGUGAUUUUUAGGGCGAUUUUUAAGCGCUCAGAGGCAGCGAUUGUCUGGUCUUGCUGCAACGCACUCUGUCGCUGAAGUUACUACCCUCUGCACUUUCCCUGUCUGCUGAUUUAGGUCGCAUUAUCGGCGGCACCCAUGAGGGUUAGGCUAGUUAAUAGUCUGAAAAUGCCAUCGUUGAAUUAAGGAGUGCUGCUGAAGGGAGCAGCGUCCCACCAAUCUAUGUGUGGAAAAAAAUGACUAUUUAGUGAUGCCUGAAUGACAGAUUGGCCAAAGAGUUUUUACAUAGCUACAACAGACUUUAACAUAGCCAAAACGUAGCCUAACCUUUUUCUCCCCAAUGUGAUUUGCCCGGCAGGGAAAGCGUAGGGGGUCAACGCAAAGAUUUUUUUUGUUUUGUUUUUUACCUGAGAACAAUUACGCCCUGUCGCCAAAUUACAGUACGUGUUCAGCCAACACUAUAUUCAUUCGCAUUUUUGUUUUUAUAAUGAACUUAGCAUUGUUUUGAUGCCCAGCCUAUGUCUUCGCCGAGUUAUAGUUGUUUUGACGGAGAUGAAAGGGAUUGCGCUAAAGACGGUAUCAGGGUGAUGCUGUUAUGAUAGGCUACUCCUAUAACAGCAGUGACAGCUACUGGCAUGUUUGCAGUCAACUCCAUGCAAAUCAUACUCCGUUUUUGCUUUGUUGUCUCUCACUGAAUAGGUCAGACUUACAUUAGGUCAAUCAAUAUGUUUAUUCCCAGCAUUGUUUUUGUCAGACAACGAACUGUGCGACAUUUUAGGACUUGACAGAGAGGCCCAAUUGAGACCUCACUGUGCUGAAACGCAACCUGCGUCUCUAUACCCCCUUGCACGAGUGACUGAGACCGGUGCCUGUUGUAAAACUGAGGGCGAAACAGAAAUGCCUUUGAAGGUUAUGAUGUACGUUACUACUGACCAAAGGCUGCAUGACACCAGUACUAACUGCAUGUGUUGACGUAACAGCUUCACAACACAAAACACGCACGCACACACACGCACAUACGCCAGUCUGUAAUAUUGUCAUACUUGUAGUAUCUAUACAGUAAUGGUUAUGAAAGACGGAGACACGGAUGUGCAAUUGGACAUGAAAAUAAAGGUGUUCAUAUCACA
Messenger RNA from Sardina pilchardus (European sardine), 9792 nucleotides. RefSeq names its product Ral GTPase activating protein catalytic subunit alpha 1 (gene ralgapa1). Gene Ontology annotation, cellular component: nucleus; cytoplasm. The record is from RefSeq and is a predicted model, not a curated record. Gene Ontology annotation, molecular function: GTPase activator activity. NCBI's taxonomy places the organism in Eukaryota, Metazoa, Chordata, Actinopteri, Clupeiformes, Clupeidae. Gene Ontology annotation, biological process: positive regulation of GTPase activity; regulation of small GTPase mediated signal transduction.